AUGGACUACCUCACCCCUACCUUAGGGGAAACCAAUACCAUCCUACUUCUCGCCCUACUUGAAGGAGUCACAUUUGAUUUCAAGCAUGGGUUUCUACAUAUGCUAGAGAACAACCUGUUUAGUGGUGUUGCCUAUGAAGAUCCUAUGCAGCACCUGAGCAAGUUCAUCAAGUUAACCAACAUGGUGAGAAAGAAUUAUGUAGCGGUAAAGUACAUUAGACUAUAUGCUUUUCCCUUCUCUCUCAAUGAGAAGGCGUGGGACUGGCUGUGUUCACUACCUAAGAAUGGCAUCACCACAUGGAAUCAGUGCAAAAGUGCCUUCUUAAGGAAGUAUUUCUCUCCUAUUAAGAUAGAUCAGUACAUCAAGGACAAUGGAAACUUUGUUCAGAGGAAGCAAAAGAGUCUGCCUUAA
Glycine soja is the source of this 411-nucleotide messenger RNA. RefSeq lists its product as uncharacterized. The coding region runs from base 1 to 411 and encodes 136 amino acids. Lineage: Eukaryota; Viridiplantae; Streptophyta; Magnoliopsida; Fabales; Fabaceae. The transcript has a single exon. The record is from RefSeq and is a predicted model, not a curated record.